Aspergillus sclerotioniger CBS 115572 is the source of this 1635-nucleotide messenger RNA. RefSeq names its product protein phosphatase regulator REG1. The record is from RefSeq and is a predicted model, not a curated record. The transcript has 3 exons. Bases 1 to 1635 code for a protein of 544 amino acids. NCBI's taxonomy places the organism in Eukaryota, Fungi, Ascomycota, Eurotiomycetes, Eurotiales, Aspergillaceae. Gene Ontology annotation, biological process: cellular response to glucose starvation; protein catabolic process in the vacuole.
AUGACGGCUAUACUUCCCGCCUCGAAUGAGGGGCGCUCGCGCUUUUCUUCGGAUCCUUUGCGAUGUCCAAUCACACAGACUUAUUUUCUUGACGAGCCCAACAUCGCCACGGCGAAGUUCAAUGUCCCCGAAUUUCACCGCAGGGAUUGCCCUGAUGAUGCUGCGCCCCCUUCGCCGCGUUCAGAUUCUUCAUCCCCAGACUUCACUAUCACAGCCGUGGAUCAUUUCCCUCCUACGCCAACGACUCUUAGCAGUCUGUCGCUUAUGAGUGAAGGUCAAGAGGACGGCGAUUUGGUCCUGCCGUCGUACGAUUCCAGCCAAUUCGACCAGAAGGAACCAAAGGCCCUGAGUGAUGUCUCUGUUGACUCAUCGGCCGACCUUCAACGCUUGACGCAGGCACCGGCUGCUGAUGAUAGCACAAUUGAGGAUGAACCGUCGAGGCACGUUGAUUACCUUUCUCAUGAGUGGAGGCAGGAGGAUAUAUGGGCCUCCUGGCGUUAUGUGGUCGCUCGAAGGAACGUUUAUGAUAAUGGGGUGAGGCUAGAGAAUGCUUCGUGGAGGACAUGGGCAAAACUCAAACUCAACCUGGGUACAGUGUCUCCGGAGGCCCUCAACUGGCUGAAGGAUUGUGAUGUCACAUGGCUGUACGGGCCUUUGAAAACGUGUACUAGGCGUGAGAAGCCAUCUAACGGCUCGCCUCCUCCAAGUUGUCUGGAGACGCCUACCAUGUAUCCGGAUAGGAAACCGAUUUUGAAAAAGAGGACAGCCUCCGAGACCAUCUUGCAGCGCUCUCUGUCCCAGCAUACGCUCUUGCAACAUGCUGGCGCCAUUUUGAAAGCACAGGAGGCUGAGACCAAUCGGAACCGUCCCCCAUUCCAGCGGUGUCCGUCGGAAUUUGGGCAGAUACUCAACAAAUCAUCCACCACACUCGUGGGAGAUUCGGCCAACGGUACCGUUACCAAUACCUCGUCGUCAGGCAUCGGGUCGCCUAGCGAAAGACGGCAUAUACACUUCAACAACGAAGUGGUGCAGUGUAUUGCCGUCGAGGCGAAAGAGGAAGAUGAUGGAUGGCCAAUUCCCUUUGACGAAGAGUCAUCAGAGGAUGGCAUUGUCAUGAUGAAACAGAUCCACUCCGACACAUCGAUUAGCGACAAAAGUACGCCGCGUGGCAGCUCAAUUGGUGAAAAUAAGACCAUUGCUCCGCUACCUUCUACCACACUGAAGUACCGAUGGGACAACCGACGGGACACGCCACAACCGCCUGCAAGUUCGAUAAUGAAUCGGUGGUCUAGCUAUUUCUCGAAAUCUACGCCAUCUUCAUCCGGGUCCGUGAAGCCCUCCCGGGCCUCCGCGCCAUCCGCCAAUUUUCUGUUGGAUGAAGAAGACAAUGAUUUGGCUUUCGACUGGGAGCCAAGCCGAAACUCCUACAGCUUUGGAAGUCUAAGCCGUUCUUGGUUUGUCAACCCGGAAGAUGACGAAGAGCUCGAUUAUUACUUUCACUCGAUGUCCCCAGGAGGAUCCACACCAAACGAAGAUGAACCGUUGAGUGCUAGUAUUUUUGACCGUGUGGCGGAUACCGUCAAUACGGCCAAGGAUAUUGCACACGUGAUAUGGAACGUCGGCUGGCGACGGUGA